AUGGUUCAUGGUUCAGCCUGCAACUGGCUGAUGUUUCUGUUCCUGCUCCUUGCUCCUGCUUGUCUAUCCAGCAGCCCCUUGUGGCAGCUGCUGCCUCUACGUGCUGUUCAUCAGGAGCGACGCUUUUUUGGCAUCUUGCGUACUGGCAAACGAAAGGUCGACGACGACAACAUCAGCGGCAACAUCAACGAAAACGACAACGAGAACGACAUUGUCGACAACAUUGGUAACAACAUUGAGGAGGCUAACAACAACCACGUUAACGUUGGAGGUCAACAACAUCCACCCAUUUAUAGACGAAAUGCAGACGCUGUGGACACAAUUGCCGCGGGCUAUGAAGAUGCCAGCACUAUAGAAUUACGGGCCCAGGAAAACGAUUACGUCAUUGAUGCCCAUAUUCCCAUUGCCGAGGACACACACUGUCGAGUACGUUCGCCGCCGCCGUUCUAUUGCCCAUUGCCAUUGACACCGCCUCCCAGUUACACUGAGAGGCCACAAGCAGGGCCACAACCGCUGGCUGAACGCCGUGUGCCAGACAAUGCUGGCCACGCCAAUAGAAACGCUGAAGCAGAGACAGCAGCAGCACGUCAACAGGCCAGACGUCGCCGCCGACUUAGAGAAUUGCAACAGGAGCAACAUCGUCAUCAUCAACAACAUCAUCGAUUUGCCUCAAGCACUGAUAGCAGCUCCGGUUCUAGUUCAAGUACUUCUAGCAGCGACUGUGAGCUUCUAGGCACUGGCACUAGUCCAAUUAGACGUCAGCAACGUCGACGACAUAGCAGUUCGCGUGAUCUUAGGGAUGCCUAUUGCCCGGAUCUUUUGCAUGCGUGCGCUUUGAUUCUACAUCAGCAACCCAUAACCAGUGACAGUUCAGUGGGCAAUUUUACGGCCACACCGCCGCCGACUCUGUCACGUUUGCAGAGCCAUGGCGAUGGCGAUGGCCUAGAUACCAGUUCGGAUUAUGUGGAAAUUGAUGAAUUGCUGCCUCUAGUCGCUGCUGUGCGAGCCAAGAGCACACCGCAUCUGCAGCAUGCUGUAGGCCUGGACGAGGCGAAUUUAGCUAUGGGUCAGAAUCUCAGCCUGCGACGGCCGCGUAUCUCCUUAACCUGGGUGCUGCGGGAGCAGCAGCAACAGCAACAACAAACGCAGCAGCAGCAACAGCAGACGCCAAACCAAACAGAUACCAAUGAGGGGACACCAUCAACGGCUGACAACACAACGAACGCAACGCCAACAGCAAGUGGGGACAAGAAGGAAUCAUUAUCUAUUACCACCCAGCAGAGAACAGAGCCUGUGCCCACACAAUUGGAUGUGUCCAAGAAGAGAUAUCGUGUCAAACAGCUGCCGGGUGGGACAGAGCCACUCAAUGGUUAUGCCACCACGCCCACUGCCCAUCAGGCGCCAACAAAUGGCCAUUUGGCCAAUCAGAAAUUCUUUAGCAAUCAAAAUUUACUGGACUACAAAGAUAAGACGGUCCUCAGUCAUCGUACAUCAGGAGCAGGAGGAGGAGGAGGAGGUGGUCCGGUGGCCGCCGCAUCCACCAAAGAGUUACUAUUCGUGUGCACACCCCAGCGAGCACCGAAAAGCGAUGCCCACAGCGAGGCCCUUCUCUUGGCCCGCAAACGCAAUGAAAUACGCAAAAAGUUGGCCAGCCGUUUGCAGCAGGCUCGCAGCCAGAUAUCAUCAUCAUCCACGGCUCAGCCUGGCUCAGUGGCAGGAGCUGGCAGUGGUGAGAGUUCGAAAGUCGAACAGAAUCUAAAGUGCACCUACUCGGAACCGAGUCUAGUGGCUGCCUCAGAGGUAGGAGCAAAUGGUGUCCAGCAGCAGCAGCAGCGACGACAUCGUCAUCGCAAGCGAAGGGAACGAAAUCGGGGGCAACGCUUUGGCUAUGAAAUACACAAUGUAGAGGAGUUCCUUUCACGCUGCUCCUUGGGGGCUCCUGGCAAUAUUCCCGUUGUCCUGGCGACCGCAAGUACACUCUAUCAAACACGUCCGGGUGGCUAUCAGCUGGAGAUUCCUCUGCCCCUGGGCAUGGUAGUAAAUGCUGUGUUCAAGAACCAAAAUUGGCUGUAUGUGCAGACUCCCCAUGCUGAGGAGGGCUAUGUGGGCUAUGCCUGCUGCCUGCCACUGGGUAUACUCCCACCAGCUGGACGUGGGUCCAGCUCUAGACAUACUCCCUGCUGGGAGUCCAAUGCCGAUGUUUUUCCGCGUCCAUGUGGCAAUAUGACCGAUUCGGAGAAGGAAAUACGUCUACGUGGCGGCACUCGAUCCGAUGGAGCACGUACUCCCCGUAAUUCCAAAACUGUCGAGGAGUUGAUGCCACUUAGUCUCAACAACAAUAGCAGCAACAAUAACAUCAAUCACAACAAUAACAAUAAUCAUGUGACCAAAGCGGGCGGCAGCUCAGCAAGCUCUCUCUACGGAGAGCAACAUGUGGAUAAACUCUAUCUACGUGCCGCCUCACAACCCAAAUUGGUUGAGAAGGCCUAUGCCCAGUUGCGUUCCACCAAACAGGUGGGUGGCCUGGCCUCAGGAUCCGCCUCGGUCAGAAGCGGAGCCUCCAAUGAUGAGUAUGUCACCCUCCAGCAACAGCAGCAGCAGCAACAGCAGAGAUCAACACAAAAGAAGCAUCUGCAUCAGUCAUCACAGCUAACAACAACGGCAACACGACGUCUGUCCAAUGUCUCGUAUAUAACCAAUGGCCAUAAUGGCCAGCAUUUGCAUCCAAAGACAAUGCCACCGCAGCAGCAACAAUCCUCAGUGGCAUCAGCAGGCUCCGUGUUGAGCGUGCUGCGCAGGCAACAGCAACAACAUAAUGGUCUGCGUCAAACUCUAGUCGCCAUCAAUUCGGACUACAUCACCGAGAGCAUUGCCGUGCAUAAGGGUGAAAUUGUAACGCUCUGCGAGUGCCGCGAGUCCAAGGAUCAACGGCAAUGGUUCUAUGUAAAGACACGCGAUGGACGCGAGGGCUUUAUACCGGCCGAGGUGGCCGGUCAUGGUUACCUUUAAAUAGUUAACCAAUCAAUCAACAACCAGUCAACUUAUCCUCUCUACAAUGUAAUAACAGUUAGCAAUGUAACCAUCUCUCAUCAUACACACACACACACAUCUUACAUAUACAUAUUAGAUAGAUGUCCAUACAUAGCUCGACAUUCCUUUUUUUUUAUUAUUAUUAAUUAAUUAUUAUUGCGCUCUUUCAGUACGCUUCUAGUUGUAAACUGUAUUCGUAUCUGUAUCUGAAUGUGUAGAUGUAUGUAUCUGUAACCCAAAUCGAAUGGGUAAUGUAUUUAUUUAGCAUUAACGAGUAGCCUAUAUAAUAGAAAACUUGCUAAA
Drosophila willistoni is the source of this 3333-nucleotide messenger RNA. RefSeq lists its product as uncharacterized. The transcript is spliced from 4 exons. Gene Ontology annotation, molecular function: protein binding. NCBI's taxonomy places the organism in Eukaryota, Metazoa, Arthropoda, Insecta, Diptera, Drosophilidae. Bases 1 to 3009 code for a protein of 1002 amino acids. The record is from RefSeq and is a predicted model, not a curated record.